This is a messenger RNA of Ylistrum balloti, 3798 nucleotides long. RefSeq names its product exosome RNA helicase MTR4-like. The transcript has 25 exons. The record is from RefSeq and is a predicted model, not a curated record. Lineage: Eukaryota; Metazoa; Mollusca; Bivalvia; Pectinida; Pectinidae. The coding region runs from base 1 to 3093 and encodes 1030 amino acids. Gene Ontology annotation, biological process: RNA catabolic process; maturation of 5.8S rRNA. Gene Ontology annotation, molecular function: RNA binding; RNA helicase activity; ATP binding. Gene Ontology annotation, cellular component: nucleus.
AUGGCAGACGCCUUUGGUGAUGAUCUUUUCAACGUAUUUGAAGACAAAACAGAGACAGCUUCAUCUGAAACUGGUAGUACUGAACCUGACAAAAGCACUACAGGUUCUGCUAAGACCGAUGCCCAACGAACUGAUGACCUCUUAAAAAGCAUUGUGGGCAAAAGACCUGCUGAGGACAAUGACAAUGAAAGUAAUCAGACGAAAAAAGUCAAGGCAACACCACAAGACUUGGGACCGACGGAUGUCAUGCCCAGGAUUCAGAUCCAUCGAGUAGAGACUGUGGAAGCCUGUCAACAUGAAGUUGCUAUACCACCUGAAGCAGAGUUUGUUCCCCUGAAGGCAGCAUCAGAAAAACCUGCUAAGGAAUACCCAUUCAUCUUGGAUCCUUUUCAAAAAGAGGCUUUGCUAUGUCUAGAAAACAACCAGUCAGUCUUGGUAUCAGCCCACACAUCUGCUGGCAAGACUGUUGUUGCUGUGUAUGCUAUAGCCAUGUCACUACGAGACAAACAGCGUGUGAUCUACACUACACCUAUCAAGGCUCUCAGUAACCAGAAAUACCGUGAGCUGUUUGAAGAGUUUCAGGAUGUAGGGCUUAUGACUGGUGAUGUCACAAUCAACCCAACUGCAAGCUGUCUCGUCAUGACAACAGAGAUCCUGAGGAGUAUGUUGUACAGAGGUUCAGAAAUCAUGAGAGAGGUGGGAUGGGUCAUAUUUGAUGAAAUUCAUUAUAUGCGUGAUAAAGAAAGGGGCGUGGUCUGGGAGGAGACAAUCAUCCUGCUUCCUGAUAAUGUCCAUUAUGUGUUCUUAUCGGCCACCAUCCCCAAUGCACGCCAGUUUGCUGAAUGGAUCUGCCAUUUACAUAAACAGCCUUGUCAUGUUGUGUACACAGAUUACAGACCAACCCCUCUACAACACUACAUAUUUCCAUCUGGUGGGGAUGGCAUUCACCUUGUUGUGGAUGAAAAUGGUGAAUUUCGAGAAGAGAACUUCAACACAGCCAUGUCUGUUUUACGGGAUGCAGGUGAUGCGUCUAAGGGUGAUAAGUGGGGAAGACGAGGUGGAGCAAAAGGAAAUGAAACAAACUGCUUCAAGAUUGUGAAGAUGAUUAUGGAGCGAAGCUUUGCCCCUGUGAUAGUGUUUAGUUUUAGUAAAAAGGAUUGUGAGGCUUAUGCCAUGCAGAUGGCCAAGCUAGACUUUAACUCAGAGGAAGAAAAGUCCUUAGUAGAAGAGGUUUUCAACAAUGCAAUAGAUAACUUAUCUGAUGAAGACAAAAAACUUCCACAGGUGGAACAUGUCCUGCCACUCUUGAGGAAAGGAGUUGGUAUCCAUCAUUCUGGUCUACUGCCCCUUCUUAAGGAAACUAUAGAGAUCCUGUUCUCUGAAGGACUCAUUAAGGCACUGUUUGCUACAGAGACUUUUGCUAUGGGACUUAACAUGCCUGCCAGGACAGUAUUGUUCACUAGUGCUAGGAAAUUUGACGGGAAAGAUUUUCGAUGGCUAACAUCAGGAGAGUACAUACAGAUGAGUGGUCGAGCAGGACGAAGAGGUCUUGACGACCGUGGAAUUGUAAUUUUGAUGGUGGAUGAAAAGAUGAGCCCUCAAGUUGGCAAGACUGUUGUCAAGGGUGAGGCUGACUCUCUGAACUCUGCUUUUCAUUUGACCUACAACAUGGUGCUAAACCUUUUACGAGUGGAAGAAAUUAAUCCGGAGUACAUGUUGGAGCGCUCCUUCUACCAGUUUCAGAACUAUGCUGCUAUUCCUGAAUUGUGUGAGCAAUUGAAGAAGGUGGAGGAUGAAUAUGCUAAUGUUCAUGUUCCAAAUGAAGAACAGGUUGGACCUUACUAUAAAAUACGACAACAAUUAGACAAUCUUGGAAAGGAGCUUCUACAGUACAUACAGAAGCCACAGUAUCUGCUGCCCUUUUUACAACCAGGCAGGGUCAUCAAGGUAAAAAAUGGAGAAGAUGACUUUGGCUGGGGAGUACUUGUCAACCUACAGAAGAAGUCAAAUCAGAAGAAGUCAGUUGAGGCAUCCGAUCCAGUCUAUGUAGCAGAGGUCUUACUGAACCUGACAAAGGAGAGUGCACGAGCACGUAACAUAACCUCCAUACAAGCCUGUCCGCAAGGCGUGCGUGGUGAAAUGCAGGUUGUACCGGUCCUCACCAGUCUGAUCCAGUCAGUCAGUGCUGUAAGACUGUACAUCCCACAGGACCUUCGUCCAACUGACAACAGACAGAGUGUAUCCAAGUCUCUCCAGGAAGUGGAGAGGCGGUUCCCAGAUGGAAUACCUCUACUUGACCCUGUAGAGGAUAUGGGAAUCAAGGAGAAAGGUCUCAAAGAAAUAGUCAAGAAAAUUGAAGCAUUUGAGCAUAGGAUGUACUCACAUCCACUUCACAAAGAUCCUAACCUUUUGGAGUACUACAAGGAGUAUGAGAAGAAAGCUAAGGUGGGUAAUGAAGUAAAAGCCAUUAAGUUAGAGCUUAAGAAAAAGAAGUCACUUCUACAGAUGGAUGAAUUGAAGUGCCGCAAGCGGGUCUUGCGGCGCCUUGGUUACUGUACUGCCUCCGAUGUCAUAGAACUUAAAGGAAGGGUGGCUUGUGAGAUCAGCAGUGGGGAUGAGUUGCUGCUGACAGAACUUCUUUUUAACGGCGUGUUCAACGAUCUGACAACCCAGCAGACAUGUGCACUCAUGAGCUGUUUUGUGUUUCAAGAAAAAUCCAGUGAGAUGCCUAAACUGACUGAGGCUUUAUCAGGACCUCUCCGAAUCAUGCAGGACACAGCACGGAGGAUUGCGCGGGUCAGUCGGGAAGCAAAGAUUGAUAUUGAUGAAGAACAGUAUGCAGAUUCAUUCAAACCACAUAUGAUGGAUAUUGUCAAUGCUUGGUGCAAUGGAGCAACCUUUGCAGAGAUCUGUAAAAUGUCAGACAUUUUUGAAGGCAGUAUAAUCCGAUGUAUGAGGCGACUGGAGGAAACACUCAGACAGAUGUGCCAAGCUGCCAAAGCCAUCGGAAACACAGAACUGGAGAACAAAUUUGCAGAAUCUAUAAGGAGUAUAAAGAGGGAUAUUGUAUUUGCUGCCAGUUUGUACUUAUGAGAAGUGGAAUAGCUAGUACUAGAACUCUAGUCUCAGCAUCCCUUAGCAAGGCUUCACCAAUCACAGAUGUGUGAGGACAACAGGUGCUAUGAUGAAUCUCGUGACAUGAGGAGUGUUGUGUAACCUGGAUUUGUUAUAUGAAGUUGUCAUGUGAUCACGGAAAUCACUACAGUAGAUGUAUAAGUGUUGUAUACCAGCAUUCUGUGAACAGCUUCUACACAACCAAAUACAAUAGGAAGUGGAGCCCUUCUACACAAUAGACUGGCCACAUACAAAACUAUCUGUAGAUUGGUAUCUCAUCUGCUUCACCAGCAACACCUCCUAUAUCAUGUCUGCUCUAUCCAGUGCUUCACAUGAAACUAAAUCAUGAGCUGUUGAAGUUCGCAGAACUUUUAUUGGUUCAGCAAUGUCGAGAUAAUUUAUGAACUGGUUUGGAGCAGGAGAUUGGAUCUUGUUAAUACCAGUUAUAGCUUGUUGAAUAUCAUUUGUAUAUAUAUGUACAUUAUCAUUGUUGUACAUUUAAUAAUGUAAAUCCAGUAUUUUCUCACAUUUCAUAAAAAAUAAGUCAGUACUAGGUACUAGGUCAAUUAUCAUGUAUAGUGAUCAUUUCAUUUAUCGAGAUUUGAUUGGACAAAAGACUCAGUAUUGUAUAUUCAUUUCACUCACAAGACCAAUCUCAUCAAAAAAUAAAAUUUCAUUUGUAGA